Molecule: messenger RNA, 1845 nt
Organism: Xiphophorus couchianus (Monterrey platyfish)
Lineage: Eukaryota; Metazoa; Chordata; Actinopteri; Cyprinodontiformes; Poeciliidae
Product: inhibin beta B chain
Exons: 2
Coding region: 19-1434 (471 amino acids)
Cellular component (GO): extracellular region
Molecular function (GO): cytokine activity; growth factor activity
Source: RefSeq, a predicted model, not a curated record
GUGGGAGAGGACACUCUGAUGCGUAAUUUCCCCGGUGCCCCGAUCCGCUCAUUGGUGCGUCUCUCCAACGUGUCACCAGUUUUGGUGGAUUACCCCACAUAUCUACAGCAUCAAGAGGGUGAGACGCUACUCUGCUUUCCAGCUUCUGUCCUGACUGUGUCACAGCUGCCAGCAAGAACCUCUGACAACACUGGGUGGAAAGAAGCACUCAGUGGAGAGUUUUUAGAAGAUUUUUGUUUUAUUAGUAAACUUACUCCAACUCCAAAAAAAAAAAAAAAAAAAAUGCUAAACUUUUCUUUAUGCUGGAGGAUGACGCCGUCUUUUUCAUUUAUUUCACUUCUGCUACUGGCAACUUUGCUGCUGAAGGGGCUCCGGGUCAGCGGCUCCCCAGCCUGCGCGUCCUGUGGCUUACCGGCAAUGGAGAAAGACGCAGAGCAGAAGAUGAUGAUAGAGAUCGCCAAACAGCACCUUUUGGAAAAGCUCCACCUGAAAGAGAGACCGAACAUCACUCAGACGGUGCCUAAAGUGGCGCUUCUAACUGCGCUGCGCAAGCUGCACUCGGGGCGCGUCAGACAGGAUGGUACCCUUGAACUAGAAAACAGUCUACCUACCAAAGAUCAAGGCUAUGAAAUAGUGAGCUUUGCAGAUAUAAGCGAUUCAGACAGCGGUGACAAGGCCAGCCUUAGCCUUACCUUUCAGUUUCUGCAGGAACGGGGCAAGAGCAUCCAGGUCCUUCAGUCCUCUCUGUGGAUUUAUGCCAAAUUGUCUGAAGAUCCUCACCGGAGCUCCCGCCUCCUUGCCCGGGUCUUCCUCUCGACAGAUGAAGAGACUUCAGACUCUAAUCGCACCCUGGUGAUAGAAAAGAUGAUAGAUGUUAAGGAGAGCAACUGGCAUACCUUCCCCAUCACCCACACGCUGCAGACCUUUUUGGACGGAGGUCAGCGGCGACUCCGGCUUGAGGUCAGCUGCGAAGAGGGUGAAAGGAACCUUUGCUCCUUUAAUGGCUCAACUGACAAAGCAAACCAGCCCUUCAUGGUGGCCCAGGUGCGUCUGCGUGAUGACCACUCCAAGCACUUAAUCAGAAAGCGAUCACUGCGCUGUGGAGACGAGGUGACAGUGUGCUGCAAGAGAGACUUCUACAUCAAGUUUAAGGAUAUCCAGUGGGAUGAGUGGAUCAUUGCACCUGAAGGCUACCACAUGAACUACUGCAUGGGUCAGUGCCCCCAACAUCUAGCCGGCUCCCCGGGCAUAGCAUCCUCAUUCCAUGCUACGGUCUUCAAUCAGCUUAAAGUCAAUGGCAUCAACACAGCCACAGCUUCAUGCUGCAUCCCCACUGAGCGCCGGCCUCUGUCCAUGGUCUACUUCAACUCUCAGCACAGCAUCGUCAAAACAGACGUCCCUGACAUGAUAGUUGAGUCCUGCGGAUGCACAUAAACAAUAGCAUUAGAGGCUAUCUGAAAUACGCAGAUAUUAAAGACUGAAAAAUUAAAGAGGGAUGUUUGCUACUGGACAACUUACAGUAGUAGGAGGUUUUCACAUGUGGCUAAAAUAGAACACGAUAAAUAUAACCAAAGACACUGAAUGCCUAUAUUGUAACAUUUUUGUGUAAUUUUUAAAAUUGAAUCCCUGUGUAUAAAUUAUGGUGUUAUUAGUAAUUUUUAAAGAGAUCUUAAGAAACAAAAUGCUUUGUCAAAAGGUUUACAGAAAAGUUUUUAGUGUUUUUUUAAUACAAAUAAAAAACGAUUUAUAUUUGCAGAAUUGAAAUAUUGUUUUAAGGUUAGAUAGAUAGGGCCAUAAUAAAUAAUACUGCAUGGACAUUGAUUGGGGAAACAAAUCUAUCUAGCA